AUGUAAGCUGCAUACCAGUGACAACAGACACAGAGACACCCCCCCAGUUUGCCUCAGUGCUGGGGAGUGUGAAGACCCGGGCAGAUCGAAACUACCCAGGUUGACCCCUGAGCUCCUUGCUUCCGCCAAGGAUACAGACAGAAGCCGAGGAAGACAGGACCUCUGCACAGUCCCGCAGGCUUAGCUCUGCUUCCCGCCCGAAAACCAGCAUGUCUCGGUUCAGCACCAUGUCCACCAAAGAGCGGAAGAUGCAGGCGGCGGCUAUUUGCCGAGAGGUCCAGGGUUCCAAUGGCGACACGAUGGACCUUGGAAAGAAGCUAAGCACUCCUAAAGACAUCAUGUUGGAGGAGCUCUCAUUGCUCUCCAACAGGGGCUCUCGCCUCUUCAAGAUGCGCCAGAGGAGGUCAGAGAAAUACACCUUUGAGAGCAUACAGAAUGAAGCUAACAUGCAGCUGAAUAAUGGUGUUCAAGCACAGAACAAUGGAACCGCAGAAAGCAAAGCUGAAGGAAAUGGCCUGGACGCCAAAACGCCACCCAACACACCUGAUCCAAGGAGCCCCCCGAACCCAGACACCAUUGCGCCAGGUUACGGUGGACCCUUGAAGGACGUCCCUCCCGAAAAGUUUAACACCACGGCGGUUCCAAAGUCCUACCACUCCCCCUGGGAGCAGGCCAUCAUCAACGACCCCGCCCUGGCAGACACGCUGCAGUUGAGGAUGCCGGUCCCCGAGCCCAGGCCUGAGGGCCCGGAGUACAAGAGCUUUAACAGGGUUGCCACUCCGUUUGGCGGCUUCGAGAAGGCCCCCAGGGGAAUCACGUUCAAGCUCCCCGAGCUGGACCUGAACCCCCCCAAAUACCCAGAGCUCCAGGACCCGACAGCCAAGCGGCCCACUUUCAACAGGACGGCGCAGGGCUGGAUAUCGGACGGCGUCCCCCUCAUCCUGCCCACUGUGUCCCUGGAGCCCGCGGAGAUCCCCGAGUCCGACGACCUCUGAGCCAUCGCCGACCUGAUGCUGUGUGACAGAUUUGACCAGACAGACAGCUCGUGUGAAUUGUGUCACCUCUCACCACACGCCCCUGCCCCUCCUUCCCCCCUCCCGAACCCCCCACCCCCUCGCCCCUGCCCCACCGUGAUGCAUGCCGCUGCUGAUAAGCACCAGAGUGGACAGGCGGCUUCCAUCGGGGGGCUACUGCACUUUCCACUUUAAAUUCUGUCCAGCGAUUUCUGAAUGACAUGCAUCUGAUAAAAUGCUAGGGCUUGGAUUUAAUCUAACUGCAUUGCAGUUUGUCCCGCAACAUAUUUAAACAAGCCUUACCGAUUUGUACUACUUGAACAGCAUUAGAAUCAACAGUCGUUUAAAUGUAUGAAAAAAAUUCUGUAGGUAAUACAUAAAGUAGCGUAUGUUUUAAUUUGACACUCAGAGUUCAGGAUAAACCGCAAUGCAUUAGGACUAAAUGCACCCCCCCCCAAACCUCUUGUAAAUAACAGUAAAAUAGUGCCUGAAAACUGCUUACAUGAGGCUAAUACACCACUUACUUAUUUUUCAUGUACAAAAAACAGAUGUAGAAUGUUCUUCAAUUUCUGAAGAGAGUGUGUGAUUUGUUGAAGCUGUUGUUGCUCUUUUUUCUGCUGGGAUGUAAGAUGUUGGACAUAACACUUGCACACAUACAUGUGUGUAAGACAUCCUUUAAAAUGCAAUGACUGAUGGAUGUUGAACAUGCACAAUAGGCAUUUUGUUGUGCCAUAAAAGCAGAUAUUCAUUAUUAAAAAUGGGAAUGGAGAGAGGUUACUAAGAGUGGAUAUGUGGCAUCACUAAUGACCAUUAUUAAUUCAUGAUCAUUUGAUAUCCAUCAAGUUUUUGCAUUUUACUGGUAUACGGUGAGGUAAAUUACAAUGCAAGAUUUGACCCACGCUGGUCCACAUGACAGUAUCUAUUUGCAUCCGAUAAUGGUUACACAGAAACCCAAGUGCCUUGUGAACCCUGCCUUAAUCUACUGCUAUCGGCAAUAAAUAGUUUCAUGUCACA
Molecule: messenger RNA, 2027 nt
Organism: Megalops cyprinoides (Indo-Pacific tarpon)
Lineage: Eukaryota; Metazoa; Chordata; Actinopteri; Elopiformes; Megalopidae
Product: myozenin-2-like
Exons: 6
Coding region: 210-995 (261 amino acids)
Cellular component (GO): actin cytoskeleton; Z disc
Molecular function (GO): telethonin binding; FATZ binding; actin binding
Source: RefSeq, a predicted model, not a curated record